This is a messenger RNA of Tribolium castaneum (red flour beetle), 2587 nucleotides long. RefSeq names its product bride of sevenless (gene boss). Lineage: Eukaryota; Metazoa; Arthropoda; Insecta; Coleoptera; Tenebrionidae. Gene Ontology annotation, biological process: visual perception; G protein-coupled receptor signaling pathway. Gene Ontology annotation, cellular component: plasma membrane. The transcript has 4 exons. The record is from RefSeq and is a predicted model, not a curated record. Gene Ontology annotation, molecular function: sevenless binding; adenylate cyclase inhibiting G protein-coupled glutamate receptor activity. The coding region runs from base 1 to 2103 and encodes 700 amino acids.
AUGAGUUCGAGUUUUUUCCACUUUAUCUUAGUCCUCUUAACGAAUUUGUGUGUCACACAAUCACAUGUUAGUGUUAAGGAAGUAUUCAAAAAGGACGGAGACGUCAAUGUAGCCCUUAUUUUACACAACGAUUGUAACAGCACAACAGUUCUAACACAGCAAGAGCAAUCGUUGGUUAAUUCGGCGAUUUGGACAGUGCACCAGUUGAAUUAUUCGGAGAUUAUCACUUUUGGUUUGUCGAUUUACAAGGCUUGCAACGAGAAAGAAGAAUACCAAACUGUGUUUGAACUGUUCCAAAAACAAGACGAAAAUUUUCUUUUGGGACUAAUUAGCACGUCGUUAAAGCCACAAAUUCGCAAACUUUGUGAUGCACUAGAUUUGGUUAUUCAAGCGACUGUGAAGUGUCCUACACCGUUAGUUGAAGCUUCAAUUGAGUUGUUAAAACGUCUAAAUUGGAUUGAAAAUGUGACCGUGAUUGCUCCCAAUGAAUUCAUUCUAAAUGAGUUUGCAAUUAUUUCACGGAAAAAGUGGAUCUGCGUUAGAGAUUUUGUAACAUACAAGUCGUUUGUACCCUCACGGAACUACACAAACGAAUACAUUGUAAUUUUUGCAAACACUAUAGUUUUCAAAACAUUCGUUGAAAAUUCCAACACAUCAAAUAUCAUAUUUGUUCCUGAGGACGAUUUUGUUCAAAAUGAUCUACCCGAAAACAGCUACGUCAUAAGCAGCAAAUCCUUCAACACCGAACAAAAUGUUUACACGCCCACACCUCAACUAUUCGAAGUCGCAAUCCCUCUUGUAAACUACGCUCAAAACUUAAACAAUGAAAACUGCAAUGAAACGAAUUACAAACAGUGCCUCAAAACCAGUUGCACUGUCCCCCAAACAUUACUAGACCCAACUGAAAUCGCAAGACUGCUCAAAAUUGAACCGUCCAGUAUUAAUUAUUUCAUCUACAAGUCUGAGAACUUGACACUCAACAAACUAUUCGCCUAUAACAUCUUUACGAACAACUUAACAAUGCUAGAACCCAUCGAUUUGAACCAAACGAUGUUAAGUUGCCUUGCGGUCAAAGACGGUUGUCGACAACAAUGCAAAAACUUUCACAGCCAAAUGAAACUAAUUUCCUCGAACUGCGAUAUUCGGAUACGAACCGAAUCGUGGAUUUUUGCCUUCUUGUCACUAUCUCUACUGGGUGUUUUGUUUUGCAUUGCAAUUUUAGUUUUUCUCUUAGUUUCAGUUUGUCGUAAAAAUGUUCUUGAAGGCAAUCCCGUCUUGACAAUUCUACUGUUGUUCACUGUAAUGGUCAUGUUUUGCUCAAUCGUUCCGUUGUCUUUAGAAGGCAAUAAGUGGGCCAAACGUUCGAUUUGUAUGGCACGUGCUUUGUCCAUAACGCUCAGUUUUGCAGCAGCAUUUUCCCUAAUGCUCAGUCGCAGCAUUGUUUUAGCAACAGCUUCCAAAGAAAUCGGGUUCAUGUCACACGUUGCUGGUCCAGUUCAGAGUUUUUUGUGUCUUUUUAUUUUUGGGGUCCAAGCAGCUUUGAGUUUGCAAGUCUUUAAUCACUGCGAGGAUAUUUUCCGAGGCCAGUCGUUCAUUUACAUUUUAUCAUACAAUAUAAUUUUGCUUCUUUUCCUCUUGUGUUUCUGUCCCUUGAUUUUUAAAUGUCAGAGGAACUAUCGCGAGGGCAAAUAUUUCACGUUCGCCACAAUUAUCACCUCCCUUUUGUGGUGUUUCUGGGUCCCGGCUUAUUUACUCCUCGGUGAUUAUUACAAAGAUUCCGUUCUUUGCUUCGGUUUGGUGUCCACAGCCAGUGUUCUCCUGGCCACAAUUUUCGUUCCACGUACUUAUUUGAUGACAAUUGCCGCAGCUCGUGACAAGAUCACAAGCACUUUACCGUCUCUUGCUUCAGCUACAAGUGCGAUGGAUAUUUACAGGACCGGAGCGCAGCCGGUUUAUGACUGUGUCAAUGUGGCCGCAAUUAAUGCGGUAAGAGUGGCAGCUAUUCAGCAUCCAGAUCUCUAUUCUUGUCCGAAUUUGCCGGAAGAUGAGUUUGAUUUGAGGUGCGAAACGCCGGUUGCGGAUGAUAAAGUGACGAGGUUUUGAGGUCAUGAAUUGUUUGCACAAUAAUGGAAAAAGGACAGGAUGUGUAAUUUACAUUACGAACUGUUUCCGUCAAAGGGAUCAGAUUAAAACUUUAUUUUAUCGUGGCAUCAACUCACCCUGGAGAAAGUAUACAGUGUUAUUCACGUGAGACGUCGAGCGUUUUAAAAAUUAAAUCAAUCUAACCUAAUUUUUAAUAAAUUUAUUUUUCGAGCGUUUUAUAUAAAGUUACGUAAAGAAUGUAUUUUGUUUGUAUAUUACCUACUUUUCUAAGGCUCGACAUGUUACGCAAAUAGCGGUGUAGAUAAUUGUCAAGGUCACAAAUCCGGAUUUUAGGUUGAGAAGAGUAAAUUAUUUAGGGUGUGUAUAUUAUUUAAAACCUUUAUAAAAUAAGUGUCAGUACUAAUUGUAAAAAUAAUACAAAUUUUAUGUGAAAAGAUUACAAAAAAAUCUAAAUAAGUUAUAACAAUAAAAAAUUUCUAAAUUA